ACCCAGUAAAAAUGUGGACCGAACUCGGCGUCCUAAUUACAACUCUCGUGGUGAUCCAGGGUCAAUCGACCUCUGAGGAGUACGGCGGCUACCGACUAAACGAGAUAUACUUACCAUCGAGAUACGUGGUUGACCUCGAGGUGUCCCAAGAUGUCUUCGACGGCGCAGGAGUGGCCUUUUCCGGAAAAGUCUCGAUCACAUUUGAAAUCAGCGAAUCGACCGACGUGAUUCGUAUACAUAAGCAGAACGCCAUCACCAGUUUGACCUUGUUUUCGGGUUCGACACCAAUCACCGUCAGCAGUUUCGAAAAAUACAACUCUACCACCGAAAUAUUAACCAUUGAGCUGAGUCAAAGCCUAGUUGUCGGCACAACUUACACCCUGAACAUAGAGUACAACGGGGAUCUAGACACCACGAGUAUGAGCGGGUUCUACCUGAGCAGCUACAGAACGAGCUACGGCGCUACGGAGUACCUGGUGACCACCCAGUUCCAGCCCACUCACGCGAGGCACGCGUUCCCUUGCUUCGACGAGCCACAGUACAAGGCAACUUUUCUGAUUAGUAUAACGCAUCCCGCAGCGUACAAUGCUCUGAGCAAUAUGCCUCAAGCUCAACUAGACCCGAUUAACACCACGUACGCGAAGACGACUUUCAAGGAAACGCCGAGGAUGUCGACUUACUUGGUCGCGUUCAUCGUGUCGAACUUCUCUUGCAGCUUGGGCGAAGUCAUCGAUGUCGACACGCCCCAUCAGGUAUGUUCCAGAAAGGAACAGGCUCAGUAUAGGGACUUGGCGGUGAGGCUCGGAUCAGUUAUUAUGAACAAAUUGGAAACCAUUACCGGAUUGAAAUACGCUCAGCAGCUGCCCAAGAUGGACGAGGUCGCUAUACCAGAUUUCUCAGCCGGCGCCAUGGAAAACUGGGGUCUGGUCACUUACCGGGAGACCGGUUUGCUGUACAGCGAGGAAGACUCCUCUAACUCGUACAAGAAGAGCAUCGCGCAAGUGAUUGCUCACGAAUUCACCCACAUGUGGUUUGGAAAUUUGGUCACGUGCAAAUGGUGGGACUAUACGUUUUUAAACGAGGGCUUCGCGAGACUGUACCAGUACUUCGCAGCUGCUUUGGUCGAGGAGCUGUCAGAUUGGGAGUUGGACAAGCACUUCGUCGUGGAACAGGUGCAUACGGCUCUACUGACCGACUCGUCAUUGAGCGCCGACUCGCUCACUUCGAAAGCUUCUAGUCAAUCGCAGGUGUCGAACAAAUUCAGUACCAUCACGUACAAUAAGGGAGCGGCGGUACUCCGUAUGAUCGAACACGUCAUAGGGGCUCAGAACUUCUUGUCGGGAAUACAUAGUUAUCUGGAUACAUACUCAUACAAGGCCACGACGCCGAAGAAUCUCUGGGACGUCCUCCAGCGUUUCGCUCCUACGAAUUCUUUGCCGAGCGACGCGACCCUUGAAGUGGUCAUCGAGAAUUGGGUCGAAAAGUCCGGUCACCCUCUGGUGACAGUGACCAGCAGCGGAAACGACGUCAUAUUAUCCCAAACGAGAUUUUUGCUGAGCGGCUCCGAGGACAGGGAGUGGUAUAUACCGAUUAGUUACACCUUGUCCAACGACACCAAGGGUUUCGCCAACACCUCUCCCAAAUUUUGGCUGCGCCCGGGUCAGGCUUACACUCUGAGCAAUGCCAUCAACAACCAAGGGUGGAUUAUUAUCAAUAAUCAGCAGUCGGGUUUCUACAGAGUUAACUACGACACAGCCCUCUGGUCCAGGAUUAAAGAGACCCUGCAGGAAAAUCACACAGAGAUCGACGUCCUUAAUCGAGCUCAGCUGCUGAACGACGUGUACAACUUCGCGAGGUCCGGUUUGUUGAAGUACUCUGACGCUAUGAGUGUGUUCUCGUACCUGAAGAACGAGGUGGAGUACUACCCGUGGUAUUCGGCCAUAGUGGGGUUGAACCACCUUCUGCAGAGGAUUGGUUACGAGUCCACGAUCGGAAGGAGACUCAUAGCUCACCAGCUAGAAAAUCUGGACAAAGUUUACGCGACUGUGCCCUUUAGCAAACUCGAUUCGAAUAACCAGGUGUACACCAUGAAGCAAGUGGCGAUCCUGACCAGAGCUUGCAGGUACGGAUUGACCAGCUGUGUGGAAGAGGUCAAAGGCUUAUUUGAGCGAUACAAGAGCGGAAACAGCGUUCCAAAGAAUCUAAGAAGUAUCGUCUACUGUAACGCCUUAAGGUACUCCACCGACCUCCACACUGACUUCAACUUCUUGUGGGACAAAUUCCAAAGCGCAUCCCUCGCCUCGGAAGUUGUAACGAUCCUGGGCUCUUUCGGGUGUGCGCAGGAUGCUUCCCACAUAAAAUGGUUCCUGAAACAAACGAUCAACGCUACCUCCGGAGUCAGACUGCAAGAUUUCUCGACUGCAUGGUCGGGCGUUUACUCAAGCGGGGGACGGAUCGGUGCCGUCGCCGCCAUGGAGUUCAUCGCCGAGAACUAUGCCGAGCUGACCGCUUACUAUAGCGGCGUCGGGUCUUUAAUAUCGACUAUCGCCAACUACUUCUUCGAGGAGAGCCAGCUGGAGUCGAUCCAGAAAGUAUUGAACGUGUCGACGCUUUCCAACGGUCAUCGAGCUACAGCCAACAGCGCCAUCACCAGCGCUAGGUCGAACAUCGCUUGGGCCUCCUCCAAAGCCGAAGACGUAUCUGCGUUUCUCGACGAGCUACAGUCAUCGGGCGCUGUUCACCUAGCGUCUUCUGCUCUACUGAUUGCGAUUGGCGCUCUAGCUUUUAAUAGAGGACUGGUUUUGUAAAAUAUGCAUGUAGAUAUUGAAAUAAAUUUGUUGCGAAAUGUG
Molecule: messenger RNA, 2849 nt
Organism: Cylas formicarius (sweet potato weevil)
Lineage: Eukaryota; Metazoa; Arthropoda; Insecta; Coleoptera; Brentidae
Product: membrane alanyl aminopeptidase
Exons: 12
Coding region: 12-2807 (931 amino acids)
Biological process (GO): proteolysis; peptide catabolic process
Cellular component (GO): cytoplasm
Molecular function (GO): metalloaminopeptidase activity; peptide binding; zinc ion binding
Source: RefSeq, a predicted model, not a curated record